Messenger RNA from Uncinocarpus reesii 1704, 1917 nucleotides. RefSeq lists its product as uncharacterized. NCBI's taxonomy places the organism in Eukaryota, Fungi, Ascomycota, Eurotiomycetes, Onygenales, Onygenaceae. The transcript has 3 exons. Gene Ontology annotation, cellular component: DNA ligase IV complex. The coding region runs from base 1 to 1917 and encodes 638 amino acids. Gene Ontology annotation, molecular function: ATP binding; DNA ligase (ATP) activity; DNA binding. The record is from RefSeq and is a predicted model, not a curated record. Gene Ontology annotation, biological process: double-strand break repair via nonhomologous end joining; DNA recombination; nucleotide-excision repair, DNA gap filling.
AUGGGCUUUAAGUUCUCUUAUGUCUGUGACCUGCUUUCAAACUUGGAUAGAAACCGCAUCGCCAAAGCAGCUUCAGAGGCAAAAACGAGGGACCCAGAUGUUGCUACCGUGAUCAAAUGGUUCGACCACCAUGAGAGGAAGAUACACUCUACAGAAACCGACAGUCUUGCGCUCUUGUCCUGCCUUUUCCCGGAGAGACGCCCCGAACGUGUGUUUAGCCUUCGAGAACCGUCCCUGGUGAAGGUUAUUGGCCGUUGCCUCCUCCUUGGUGCCUCGAGAAAGCGUGAACUUGAUCGAUGGGGGGAAAAGGGGUGGGGGGAUUUAGGUCAGUGUCUGGAGUAUGUGAUGCAGCAGGCCGAAAAUCACCUCGAAGGCCAAGAUGAGGUCACUGUGGAAGAAAUAGAUCUUGCUUUGGCCAAGGUCGCAUCUAGAUCUCGGUUUUCGGGGCCAACGGUUCGCUAUCAGCACUCUGCUGUAGAUGUCGAUGAUACGCUAUCCCCAAUUUUCCGCAGGCUAUCUAGCCGUGAUGCCAAAUGGUUUACCAGGCUAAUCCUCAAGGAUUUCAAUCCUGUUAUCAUCCCAGGCCAAUUAAUCCUUCGGAAUUUUCACUUUCUCUUGCCGAAACUACUCCUUUUCCAAAAUUCGCUAGAGGGAGCUUUGAAAUUUCUGGCUCAAGAGCCGAUAAGCGAAUUUCCUCCUCGUCCUGAAGCCCAGUACGCGAAUCUUUUGGGGAGAGUCGCCUUACCUCUUCUCAAGCCCAAGGUUGGUGUUAAAGUCGGCCGAGCUGACUUCUAUAAAGCCAGAAGUCUGAAACAUUGCUGUCAAAUGGUAGGCGGGCGGGUGAUGAGCGUUGAGAGGAAGUAUGAUGGUGAAUAUUGCCAAAUACACAUCGAUCUUUCAAAGGCAGACUGUAUACAAAUAUUUUCGAAAAGCGGGAAGGAUUCCACGGUCGAUAAGCGGGGCGUCCACGAUACGCUUAAAGAAUCUCUGAGGAUUGGCAGAAGCGACUGUCGUUUCUCGAAUCAAUGCAUCGUGGAGUGUGAGAUCCUUGUGUGGAGUGAUCACAGCUCCAAGAUCCUUCCAUUUCACAAACUUCGCAAUCAUAUCUCUCGUUCCGGCUCUUUUAUCGGAAUUGAGAAUGAUUCUCCACCUGACCCGUUCGAACACUUGUAUCUAGCUUUUUUUGACGUUCUGAUGGUAGAUGGCAAUGUCUGUUUGUCAAAGCCCUACCGUGAACGUCGUCAGAUUCUCCUUGACAUUGUUCAACCAAUUGAAGGGCGCUCAGAGCUAGCUUACCAACAAACUAUCAACUUUUCUUUCCCAGAGAGCUAUGAGCUGCUAAAAGAUGCCGUCGCCCUGGGGGCCGCCCAGAGAUGGGAAGGCCUUGUCCUCAAGGGAAGCGAUGAGCCAUAUCUACCUCUUUUUCAAGAGAGCGCAAAUAUCAAUUUUGGACACUGGAUUAAACUCAAGAAAGAAUAUAUCCCAGGCCUUGGUGAUUCCGCCGAUUUUGCCCUUAUCGGCGCGAGAUAUGACCCCCAAGAUGCCGUCCAAUGCCAGAAUAUCAAAGAUCUUUCGUGGACGUCUUUUUUCGUUGGGUGCUUGGAAGGAGACGGACAUAUUUCGAACACAAAGUCAAAUAGGUAUCGAAUCACAGACGUGCUCAAUCGCCAUAAUGUUAGCCCGACGAUUAUGCGGACUCUGAAUCAGCUAGGGCAGUUCCGAGUUUGUGAUAAUAGCUCGAGCCCGUGCUCCUUCUCGAUUAAAGUAGAUCAGCCUCACAUGCCAGAGAUAGAAGUCUUCUUUCGAACCCCGUUUGUCGUGGAACUGGUUGGAAGUGGUUUCGAACGGCCCGCGGGUCGUGCCGCUAAAACGAAGCUUUACCAACGGAGAGAAAACAAAGGAAAGCCCCGGGGAUAA